Triticum dicoccoides is the source of this 2423-nucleotide messenger RNA. RefSeq lists its product as uncharacterized. Lineage: Eukaryota; Viridiplantae; Streptophyta; Magnoliopsida; Poales; Poaceae. Gene Ontology annotation, molecular function: nucleic acid binding; zinc ion binding. The record is from RefSeq and is a predicted model, not a curated record. The transcript has 4 exons. The coding region runs from base 138 to 2078 and encodes 646 amino acids.
CCAAAGCGCUCGGCUUUACUCCUCUACCGUGCUCUGCUCCGCCGGCGGCCGGCGUGCCUCUGCCCCCUAACCCCGCCGCCGCCGCGCCGCGAACCAAAGCGAGUCUGGAGGCCAGGAUCCGGGGACCACGCGCCACGAUGCAGCAGCCGGACCUCGUCGGCACAGGGGGAGACGACGAGUACGAGUACGCGAUGUUGGAGACGCUCCUGAUCCGGGGGGAGUCCGCCGCGGUGGGAGCCCCUCGCUUCGACGGCAAAGACUUUGAAACAUGGCAGGCUCUGAUGAAGAUCCGCUUGCAGGCCUAUAGCCUUCUUGUGUGGGACAUUGUGGAAACCGGUUUCUCUUGUGUGGAUGAAGCAAACCCAACGGCACUCGAGUUGAGGAGCAUCCACUACAAUGCCCAAGCCAUGAACGCCAUAUACUGUGCCCUGAGUGAUGAUCAGCUCUACCGGAUCUGGCAGUACGAGAGUGCUAAGGAGGCUUGGGACGCUCUCCAGGCUAUACAUGAAGACACCCCAAUCGUUCGUGAGCUAAAGGUCAAACAGUUGAGGGAGAAGAUGAAGUUGUUUGCGUGGAGGAAGCACGAAUCCCCCCAUGACAUGUUUGGGAGGCUCGAGACUUUGGUCAUCAAGAUGAAGAGACUUGGAUGCGAAGAGGUGACCGAUUCUUAUGUUGUAGAGAAGAUGCUUCGUGCCAUGACACCAAGGAGCUCCACCUUUGUGACAAUCAUCCGUCAGAGGCCUAACUUUGAAGAACUCACCCCUCUUGAUUUGCUCCAUAUUUUCCAGGUCUACGACAUGAGGCAAGAAGAAUCCAGAAUCAUGCGCGGGUACGCGGUGAAGGAGGACACUGUCGUGCGGAGGGAGCCCAACUAUGAUGUAUGGUGCUCUGGAGAAGUGCCUUGCUUCGAUGGCACACACUAUCUAUCAUGGCAACGUAGGAUGAAAUUCCAUUUGCUUAGCAUUCACCCUCUUGUGUGGAGAAUUGUGGAAACUGGUUUCUCUUGUGUGGAUGAAGCAAAUCCAACGGCUCUUGAAAAGAGGAAUCGGCAGUACAAUUCCGUAGCUAUAUGGGCCAUAGGUAAUGCCUUAAGUCGUGAUCAGUUCAUGAGGAUUUGCUACUAUAAGAGUGCUAAGGAGAUUUGGAAUGCUCUCCGAAAAUUUAAUGAAGCAGUUCGUGAGUCAAAGCUCCGCUAUUUGAGGAUAGAUAUGGACAGGCUCGCCUUAAGAAAACAUGAGUCCCCCAGGGACAUGUAUGCAAAGCUUAACAAUUUGGUCAAUGAGAUGAAGGGUCUUGGGUGCAAAGAGAUGACUGAUUCCUAUGUUGUGAGGAGGAUGCUUCGUGCCAUGGCACCAAGGAACGCAAACUUGGUUUUCCUCAUCCGUGAGAAGCCUAACUUUGAACUACUCACCCCUCUGGAUGUUCUUGCAACAUUCCUCCUCUACGACAUGGAGCAGAAAGAAUCCAAGAUCAUGAGUGGGUAUGCUUUGCCACGCUCAAGCAAAAAGGCCAAUGCUGCCUUGAAGGCCAAGCAAGUCCAAGUGGAGGAAUCAAGCGAUGAUGAAAACGACCAUGAUCAAGGCCGAGAGCAAAUUCAACAAGGAAUGCAAGAAAUGUCUCUCACAGGGAAGAAAUAUGGAGCGUUACUUGGAAAGAAAGGCCACGAAGCAAGAAGCAAUUUCUCUGACAAGUCCAAGAUGAGGAAAUCAAAGAGACGUUGCUAUCAAUGUGGUGAUCCCAAUCAUUUCAUUGCUGAUUGUCCUAAGGAGGAGGACAGGAAAGAAGAGAAGGAGAAGAGCAAAUACAAGAGCAAACCAUUCAACGACAAGGGCAAGCCAUACAAGCCAGAGGGGCAGAAAGGUGUGGAAGCACAUCCUCACGUCAGUAUGGGAGUGGAAUGUGCCGUUCAAAGAUGCAGAGGCAGUGGACUUAGACCGCUUCGGAGCCCCGUUAAUGGAGAACCUGAGAACUCCACUUCGGAGCUGAAGAGGGGGCUGGUGCCGAAGCUGCCAAGGAAACCUGCUGCCCAGCCGGCACAGCUCCACUACUACCUCAGUGCACAUCUAGUGGAGGAGUGAUGACAACACCCCUGUUGAGGUAAUCAUUGUGAUUUUCCCUGUCUCAACAGAAAACUGAGGAGAUAAUAGCAAGCACCAAGUAGCCAGAUCACAAGAAGAGAGAGGGCAAGUCUUGCUUGAUGCCAACGCCCUGUAAGCUGUAACUUAAGGAUCUUUCCACUCUGCUUUGCACUUGGAGUUUGUAUCUGACCUAUGUAGAUCUAGAUCAUGGACCUGUUCUUGCUGUUUCACUAACUGGGAAUUGAGAUGACAAUAAUGUGUCUGCAGAUGGUAGCUGUUGUUUGAAUGUUUCCCUGGGACAUUAUUUUUCGUACACCGGCGCGUUUCUCAUCGCCAGCUUGACAA